This is a messenger RNA of Closterium sp. NIES-65, 888 nucleotides long. The record is from the annotation of a GenBank genome assembly. NCBI's taxonomy places the organism in Eukaryota, Viridiplantae, Streptophyta, Zygnematophyceae, Desmidiales, Closteriaceae.
AUGGUCUACGACGGUUACGUCAGCAAGGUUCUCAUUGACGAACUCACCGGCUUGAAGGACGCCGAGAUGGAGGAGUGGAGGAGGGUGUGGGAGGAGGUCAGGAUCCUGCCGACAGGGAUGUGGACGGUGAUAUGGGCACGGGGCGCGUACCUUCCACGAACACGGUUCGACGACAUCCUCGACAAGUAUCAAGCGUACAAGAGCUCGGGCGAUGCGCACCACGACGCGCUCUUGCCGGCGAUCUGGUUCCCCGUCGAUGCCGACACGAAGGAAGGCCAAGAGAAGGUGGAUGCUGCGAUGUUGGCCCUGAUUAGUCGCGUGUCCAUGUGCGCGGCGUAUGGGAAGGUCGCUGCGAGCGUCGUGGAGAAGAUGGAGCUGGUGGCACAGGCAUGGGCGGCAUCGGCUUCCGCCUUGUGGUGCUUAGUCGAGAACGAUGACGCCUCCGUGGACGAUGCUGUGAGAGAGGGGAUGGCGGCGGCGAUGGUGGUCGGUGCGAGCGAGACGACCGCAGACGUCUUCAAAAAAGUCAUGAAGGCGGUGAUUCAGGCCGAGAUCGAGAGGGAGCAACCCCUCAGGGAGGUCGCGCACAACGUCGCGCCGGCUCUGCAGAGUGCCGCUCUGCAAAAGCUCUAUCCGGGGAUGGAUGCAGAACAUGAAGCCGUCGUGGUCGCUAGAGCGAUGGUGGAGACCAUGGCUUUUUGGGGAAUGUGCCCCGUCGCUGGGCCGAAACUCGAGGAGAUCGGUAUCGCUGUGCCUUGUGACGCACAGAUGGAGCACGAUUUUAAAGAGAGGGGAAAGAAGGGGCAGAGGGGCAAGCAGGGCAAGGACAGCACGAAGAAGACGAAGGGGAAGAAGGGCAGGAAGGUAAAGGACAACACGGAUGCGUAG